This is a messenger RNA of Linum tenue, 1212 nucleotides long. The record is from the annotation of a GenBank genome assembly. NCBI's taxonomy places the organism in Eukaryota, Viridiplantae, Streptophyta, Magnoliopsida, Malpighiales, Linaceae.
AUGGAACUCCCGCCGGCGACCGCCCUGCCCUCUCAAUCCCCCGGCCACCAAAUCCCCGACGCCCUGAUCACCGACAUCCUGUUCCGCCUUCCCCUCUCUCCCUGCACCGUCCGAUUCCGCUGCCUCAGCAAAUCAUGGUGCGACUUCCUCACCAAACCCUCCUCCAUCGCGAAAACCCUAUCCUCCUCUGCUUCUCCUCCCGACCACCAAUUCCUCUUCGAAUGGAUCGAGCGCACCGAAAACAGAUCCGUCCGGUUUCACAGCUGGCAUCCCUCCGACACACCGGAGCGGAUCCAGAUGCCCUUCGAUCCGGCCAAGCCGCGCCGCCCGGACGUGAGAUUCGCCGGAUGCUGCAACGGCCUGCUCUGCCUAAUCCAGUGGGACGGAAAGCAGGACGAUCCGAUCCUCUGGAACCCGGCGACAUCGGAGACCAAGAUCGUCCCGCCUUCCCCUUUCGAGCGCCGGUCUGAUUGUUCGUCCAGCGCGAUCGGGUUCGGUUUCGACCCGGAAUCGAACGACUACAAAAUCGUCAGGCCGCUCUACAUCGAGUCCUGCUGCUUCCGAUCCCUCUAUUUCCUCGAGAUCUACAGCCUGCGGAACGAUUCGUGGACGAAAUUGGACGAUUUCCCGUCGCUGAGCUCCGGGAACAUCCCGCAGUGCCGAAUGGGGAAGCUGUACUGGUGGAGAUUGAGCGGGGAGAGGACUCUGGUGUUCGAUUCGUUCGACGUCGGCAGGGAAGCGUUUGGGAAAGUGGAGGUGCCCUGUCCUAAUUCCGAGAAGGAGUACAACACUCCUGUUUGUCUGUUGAAUGAGGAAUCGAUGGUGGCGGUUUUCCCCGAUUACAACGGCUACGAGGAUACCGACGAGGACGACGAUGAGUUUGAAGGGAGGAGGGAGAGGCGGAGCUCGUCGUGGGAGAUUUGGGUGAUGUUGAAGUACUGGGUGCCGGAGUCGUGGACGAAAUUGUACGUCGUGACGAGUCCCGUGGAUAUGACGAUAGAGUAUUGCGCGGGGAUUUCGAGGAAUUUGAGGUUCUUCUUUGCGGCAUUUUCUAGUGAUCUGAUGAACGAGAAGGGGUAUUACGACGGAGAUCAUGGUCUCGUUACGUUUGAGCUCGAGACGGGAAAGUUCAGCAAUGUUGCUGGAAUUCAAGGAACCCGAUUCGAAGUCGUGACUAAUUAUGUGCCAUCUCAAGUUUCACUUCAAAAUUAG